Molecule: messenger RNA, 708 nt
Organism: Arabis nemorensis
Lineage: Eukaryota; Viridiplantae; Streptophyta; Magnoliopsida; Brassicales; Brassicaceae
Source: the annotation of a GenBank genome assembly
AUGGAGACAGAGAAGAAGAAUAGCAAGGAGGUAGGGCUGAAACAUCUAGGGUUCGUGAGAAUUGCGGCGAUCCAUGUUCUGUUUAGCCUCUCUAAUCUCUACGAUUACGCCAAACAAAACUCCGGUCCUCUCAAAUCCGCCGUCGGUAAGGUUGAAGGAGCCGUUACCACCGUCGUCACCCCUGUCUACCACAGAUUCAAAGAUGUUCCAGAUUCUCUCCUCCUCUUUCUAGAUCACAAGGUCGGUGAAGUUUCGGUUAAGUUUGAUAAGCAUGCUCCUCCAAUGGCUAAGAAAGUGGUUACUCAAGCAAGUGUAUUGAUCAAGAAGACAACAGAGAAGGCUCAAUACUUUGUGAAAGAGGCUCGUACCGGUGGCCCUAAAGCUGCCUUUAGCUAUGCGGCAACAGAGUACAAGGGUUUCGUUGUGACCAACUCUGUCAAAGUCUGGGCCAAACUCGACCACUACAAACCAAUCCAUGCAGUGGGGGACAAAGCUAUACCUGUGGUUGCAGACUGGUCCCGUUUCUACAAUGAUUUGGUCACGGACAUGACUCAGAUGGGUUACCCUGUGGUCGGUUAUUUUCCCUUGGUUCCUGUUGAUGACAUUGUGAAGGCUUAUGAAAAAGAAGAUGCAGCCAGGAAGAAAGGAGAUACAACUUCUAUUACUACUGAUGGAAAUAAAUCGUCUUCUGAUUCAGACACGGAUUGA